CACCUCACUGGCUGGCGACUUGCCGCUGCUGACGAUCUUUGUUUACGUUUUUGAAAUAGUGAUCGAUUCGUAUAUAACAUAAUUAAACUUCAUUAAAAUAGUUAAUUAUUCGGUGACUAAUUUAUUAAAUACUUUGGAAUAAACUGUAAACUAUUCUAUAUCAAAUCGCUUGUAAGAUUUUUAAAGGUCACUUCUAUGUGAAGUGAAAUACCAUUUGAAAUACUGAAAGAUUCGUCGCAGUGCCCUCGUGUCCCAAAUUCGUAUUGUUUUAUCAAUAAUUUUAUUAUUGAAUAAUACUGGUGACCUAUAUUAGAGUUUCCUUUGUUGCCAUACGUGCUGGGUUAUUUAAUUUCAUGGAGCAAAAAGUUCUUUAAAAAACAAUAUGAACAAGCAAAAAGAAUGUGUUUAACUUUUUUAAUUUGUAAUGGAAGCUGAUUAUGUUUCCUAGUUUAGGGAAAACGUCGUUUUCGCCUACAUAUAGUGGAGUCAACAAGAAACAUAGCAAGUUAACUUUCACUGGCAACUUCACCCCAUGUCACCGCCUCUUUGAUAUAAACUCUCCAGAGCACAGGAAUUCCAAACGACAAGACAUUCUCAACACUGUGAUGCAAAGAACAGAGUCUAUAAUGCUAGAGCAAACUGAGAAUGAAUUUAAUCCCACGUAUGAGGAUCCAAGGGAUGUUGUAGGUAAACCUAUCAAACCUCCAAGAAAGAGAAACAUUCAGGGUAUUGCAGUGGUUUCACCCAGAGGCAGCAAAGAGGGAAGAUCUUUGCUUAGAGAGCAAAAACGUAAGCUAACUAAGAAAUAUGAGAGCUUGGUAACUGCUCUCAUGGAUAGAUGUGAGGAGAAUGUUAUUAUGAUAUCUGAAAAAGAAUCUCAAAUAACUAAAUUACGUGAAAAGCUUAAAACUGUGUUAGAGUACAACAGAUUAUUUGCCAAUGAGAACGAUCGGCUUAAAGGCGAAUAUACCACAUUAGCAAACUAUGCGGAAGAAUGCAAGAAAGUAAUAAGAGAAGAAAAAGAGAGGAAUGGAGAGUGGGAAAAGAAAUAUAAGAAGUUAGAAGAGAAAGUAAAGCAUUAUGAAGUGCCAGAUAAAGAACAGUCAACAGCGAUUCCUUUAGUAGAAGUAUGUAUGAACUGUAGCAGUCGGCAAAUCGUACUUAAUCAGGCGAGAGAACAAAAUUCACGACUCCAAAAGGACAUGCAGGCUAUGAAAGAUGUAUUGUACAGAUUGAACGUCCAACUAUCGCGCUAUCAAGAACGCUUACGGAGCAAUGUUCACACAUUAAACACUGAUGUGAAAGAUGUAUUCAAACCGUCGGAAAAGUAUGACGGACUCGAUUCGUUAAUCACAGCUAGCUUAGGACAGAGACAAGAAACUGGUAAUGAAGAAACUUAUACUAAGCCCGCUUCUGAGGAAGGGACAUCUCGAUUUGAAAGAGUCGUAGACUUAUCAGGACUAUUGAGUGCACAAGCUUUAGCGCCUUUGUUUGAUGCAUUUCAAGAAAACUUACAAGAAAAGGAUAGCCUCAUACGAGACUAUGAAAAACAAUUCGAAAACAUGAAUAAGAAAUCAAAAGAAAUCAUCACAGAAAACAAGGCAUUGGUCGAAAAAGUGAAUUCAUUAGAACAGGAGUUGAUGCAAUUGAGGCAGAACCAUAAGAAACUCAUAGUCGAGAAAGAGACAGGUGAUAUUGAAAAAGCUACGAUUUUAGAAAGAGCAGAAAGAGCGGAGUCUAAGUUGAAGGAAGUCUAUGAAUUGUAUGAAGGGAAAAUGGCGGCAAUGAUGCGGGACUACGAAACGGUCCAUCGGGAGUACUUCUCAGUGAAAACCGCUCUAGAAGCGUCGGCGGGCAAGAUGGCGCACCUCGACGCGAUGAGAGCCAAGACUGUACCCGCGGACCUGCAUGAGAGGAGACUGGAUGAUUGUAAACGACUGUUGGAGGAAUUGAAACAUCAAUACGGAAUGGAGUCAGAACGAAAGAGCGAACAAAUCAGGAAACUAGAAGAAGAUUUGCAUAAAACAGAGGAAAAAUAUAACAAAAUCUGUCAAGAACAUGAAGCUGCCAAAGAAGAAUUAAGAGCCGCACUCAAAAAUGUCAGGCUAUACCGUAAAGCUGCAGUGGUGUUCCGCCAUAGAGCUCGCGCCGCCGCCGCCCGAGCGAGCCGCGCACGAAGGAGUAAGAAAAUUCAAAACACCGAGCCUUUGCGCAAAGCUUUGGACGCGCUGGAGAGGAUCAAAUCGGAGAUUAAGGUAGUGAAGUCCAGAGCGCAUACGUCAUUAGAGGAGCUGGAGCGCCGUAUACUGGAGCAGGAGCGGCGCGCGGCGCACGCGCAGGCCGAGUACCGGCGCGAGCUGGAGCGCGCCUCCUUGGCGCUCGAGCACAAAGAGGGCAUCAUCAGGAGUCUCAUAGACAAGGUGGCUGAUGUUGAGGAAGUCAGAUUAAGCCAAACCAACACGCAUCGUCUUCAAGGUAUCGUCUCCGAUUCAUCCGAAGGGUCUUCGCCAAAAAAUCAGGACAAGAAGGAAAAGUCCAACAAUCAUAUUUCACAGGUGUCUCCGGGUACAACGUACACUAUCAAUAGUCCAAACUACCCGAAUUAUUACAGACCAGGUGGUGCAUGCCGUUGGAUAGCGACAUGUCCCAGUGGAUACAAUUGCAGAUUGGACUGUGCCCUAGAAAUACCGCAGACCUCGACAUGUGACCAGGGUCGUUUCCUCAUCUCAAAGUCGGGAGACGCAAUGCUAACAGGAGCAGAUUUCUAUUGUGGUCAGGGGUCUGUCAGCGCAGUUUCCACUGGUCAAAGGAUUUCUUGGGGUCACACUAGUCCGCCGACUUAUCCAACAGGCCGAUAUAGUUGUAAGCUUUAUGCUCAGGCAGCUACAACUGCUCCAACUUGCAGCUGUGGCAUAAGGAGAACUAACCGUAUUGUCGGCGGUCAGCAAACUGACCCCUAUGAAUUCCCCAUGAUGGCUGGAGUCAGGUACGUCGAUCAAGACGAAAUCAGGUGUGGCGCUGUGAUCAUUGCCAACAACUACGUGCUCUCUGCAGCACAUUGCGUCGCCGGCAAGCGGCCUGUCGAUAUCACGGUGGAGGUUGGAGUUUACAAUCAAGCUAACUCGCCACCAAGACGAAGUCUCACAGUGUUUUCAAUAUUAAUACAUCCGCAGUACACAUCAACGAACUACGAUUAUGAUAUAUCAAUAAUUCGCACACAGCAAAUGGAGUUUAACUAUUACAUCAGCCCUGUGUGUCUGCCCUUCAAGUACGCCAACUACGAUUUCACUGGCGCGCAACUUACGCUUACCGGAUGGGGAACCACAUCGUUUGGAGGCCCUGUGUCCUCGGUGCUCCGAAAGGCGGACGUGAGCGUGAUCAGCCAGUCCAGCUGCCAGAGCAGAGUGUCCACACUCACGCCGCGACAACUAUGCACGUUUACUAGAGGAAAGGAUUCCUGUCAGGACGAUUCUGGCGGACCCGCCCUGUACACAGAUCCGCAGACAGGCCUAGUGUACAACGCUGGCAUUAUCAGCUUCGGAAAGUUCUGCGCUUCGGACAGCCCUGGGAUAAGCACUCGGAUUACUGCUCUACUCAACUGGAUAACGCAGAAUGCGCCUGCUAAUUACUGCGUCAAACCAUAGUCAUAAUAAUAUAAACCUAUAUA
Messenger RNA from Maniola jurtina (meadow brown), 3667 nucleotides. RefSeq names its product centrosomal protein of 89 kDa-like. Gene Ontology annotation, molecular function: serine-type endopeptidase activity. Gene Ontology annotation, biological process: proteolysis. NCBI's taxonomy places the organism in Eukaryota, Metazoa, Arthropoda, Insecta, Lepidoptera, Nymphalidae. The record is from RefSeq and is a predicted model, not a curated record. The transcript is spliced from 21 exons. The coding region runs from base 438 to 3644 and encodes 1068 amino acids.